Messenger RNA from Arctia plantaginis, 669 nucleotides. The record is from the annotation of a GenBank genome assembly. Lineage: Eukaryota; Metazoa; Arthropoda; Insecta; Lepidoptera; Erebidae.
AUGUAUAUCGCAUUGAAAAAAUUAGAUACAGAUACCGCUCGCGCAUUUGAAACUGAUAAACGCGGGGUCGAUUUCCCAACAUUUGAUAGCCUUAUAAGAUUCUUGCGAAAGAAUAUUAAGGUCUUGAGCCGCACUAGUGGUAACAAAGCCAUACCGCAGGGCAACAAGAAUAAUAACAAAACAGUAACGCAUACAUUAGUGUCUACUAAUACUCGUAAUAAUACAGACACCGCGCCCGCACAUAAGAAGCAAAAAUGCUCUUUAUGCUCGUCACAGCAUGAACAUCUCUAUCAAUGUUCAGGUUUUCAAAAAUUGGCACCUACUGACCGCUAUAAACACGCUAAAUUUAAUAAUUACUGCAUUAAUUGCCGUAGUAAUAGGCAUGUUAUCCGCGAUUGUAAUUCUAGUUCCUCAUGCCGCUGGUGCCAGCGUAAGCACCAUUCUAUGCUGCAUUUUGAUAGUUCCGCUCACCUUGGAAGACACCUACGCACCGCGCUGGGGUCCGACCACCCGCAUCCGCGCCGCCGCCGACUCAGUCCGGUGUUUCCGCAUCUAUCGCGCCCCGCGCAGAUGACGUUGCACUAUGCACGUUCUCUGUCGAUUCUACCGGCAGUCAUGUUUCGCCCGCUUUUACUACUGUCGCGCUUCAAACCGCUUGUGUCAUUGUGA